AUGGACGACGAAUACGCAGACUUUGACGACGAGGACCCCCUCCCCUGCUAUUUCAUGCCCAAGAAAUCGGAGUCCGCUACGGCUGGAACGCUGAGAACCUACCGUCCCGGGAACAGCGAAACGGGGCUGAUCUACGACACGGAACGACACGCUGACUAUCAUGUCACCGUCGAGCGCCUCCUGGGUAUGGAUGGCUGGGAGUCUCCCAACUCGAAAAGCCCCAUGACGCUUCUCAUCCUCAAGCUGGCAGUCAACUGCCGGAGUAAGUCCAACAAGGCGACGAGAGUCACGGCGAAGCUGGAGUUUGAGAGCCGGCCGUCCGGCGAAAAGGCCGACCCGGAAAUCGAGACCUGGGCGCCAUUCAAGGAGCCAGAAAGAAGCAACGCAACUCUGGUUGGCGUGAAGAAAUCAGACCGAAUAGAGGUCGGCGCCGGAGUCAAGGCGGAGUUUGCCGAGCUAUCGGGUGCAUGGGGCAGUACGGAAGAGCUUAGCUUCGAACACACCGCCUUCGACAUGAGGACUGCCUUCCCCUUGAUGAACGAGGAUAGCGGCAAGCGAAAUGGCAUCGAAUGGUGCUUUUCACAGAACAAGCUGCUGGGAAACGACCCCCCCCCGGUCAUCCACCUCGCAGUGCUCCUCCGGCGGGCGUCGGUGACGGCGGCAUACGUCGUCAAGUUCGAGAUUGAUGUAGUCGCCGGCACCAUGUUCAAUCUGAAGAACAACAUACUCAAAGUGUUUGGAUGCGGACCCGGAAUCACGAAGCCCUUUCUCGUUCAGCCGGACGUUGAUGCCCCCAAGGUCCGCUAUGAGGGGCAUCACAUUUUGAAGCUGACGGAGAGCUACAAGAACAAUAUGGGAGAGCUGGGAACCAAGGAUGUGCUUCACCGACUCGUAUUUCCAAAGCUGCCGGCUUCAGCACAGGAAGCCGGCGCCGUGCUUGUGGAAGAGAGUCAACUGCACCUAGCAGGGAUGAAGGGAUCAGGCGACCAGGGACUAUGA
Drechmeria coniospora is the source of this 999-nucleotide messenger RNA. RefSeq lists its product as uncharacterized. The coding region runs from base 1 to 999 and encodes 332 amino acids. The transcript has a single exon. The record is from RefSeq and is a predicted model, not a curated record. Lineage: Eukaryota; Fungi; Ascomycota; Sordariomycetes; Hypocreales; Ophiocordycipitaceae.